CCAGGAGACCAUGACCACUGAUGAGGCCACCAAGAGCGAGGGCGAGGUGCAGGCAGCGGCUCUCGCCGAGCGGGGGGAGGACAUCACACCAGCUCAAGACCGAGGGGUCCUGAAGAUCAUUAAGCGACCCGGCAGCGAAGAUGAGACCCCCAUGAUAGGGGACAAGGUUUACGUCCACUACAAAGGCAAACUGGCCAACGGCAAAAAAUUCGACUCCAGCCGCGAUCGCAAUGAACCCUUUGUCUUCAGCCUGGGCAAGGGCCAGGUAAUCAAAGCGUGGGACAUCGGGGUUGCUACCAUGAGGAAAGGAGAGAUCUGCUACUUGCUCUGUAAACCCGAGUACGCCUACGGCUCCGCUGGCAGCGCCCCCAAAAUCCCCUCCAACGCCACCCUCUUUUUCGAGGUUGAGCUGCUCGACUUCAAAGGCGAGGACUUGUUUGAGGACGGAGGGAUAAUCCGGAGGAUCAAGAGGAAGGGAGAAGGUUACUCCAACCCUAACGAAGGUGCCACGGUGGAAAUUCACCUGGAGGGAUUCUGUGGUGGCACCAGGUUUGACUGCAAAGAUGUGAAGUUCGUGGUGGGCGAAGGCGAGGACCAUGACAUCCCCAUCGGCAUCGACAAAGCCCUGGAGAAGAUGCAGAGGGGAGAGCAGUGCAUCCUCUACCUCGGGCCGCGGUACGGCUUUGGCGAGGCGGGGAAGCCGAAAUACGGCAUCCAGGCGAACGCAGAGCUGGUGUACGAGGUGACGCUGAAGAGCUUCGAGAAGGCCAAGGAGUCGUGGGAGAUGGACACCAAGGAGAAGCUGGAGCAGGCGGCUGUGGUCAAGGAGAAAGGCACCAUGUACUUCAAGGAAGGCAAAUACCUGCAGGCAGUGAUUCAGUACGGGAAGAUCGUGUCCUGGCUGGAAAUGGAGUACGGUUUGUCGGAAAAAGAGUCCAAAGCUUCCAACUCCUUCCUGCUGGCCGCCUUCCUCAACCUGGCCAUGUGCUACCUGAAGCUGCGAGAGUACGCCAAAGCCGUCGAGUGCUGCGAUAAGGCGCUGGGACUGGACCAGGACAACGAGAAGGGCUUGUACCGGAGGGGCGAAGCCAGGUUAUUGAUGAACGAGUUUGAGCUGGCAAAAUGUGACUUUCAAAAAGUGCUGGAAGUGAAUCCGCAGAACAAAGCGGCCAAAUCCCAGAUCUCCGUCUGCCAGAAGAAAACGAAGGAGCACAACGAGCGGGACCGGAAGAUCUAUGCCAACAUGUUCACAAAGUUUGCGGAGAGGGAUGCAAAGGAAGCAGCUAGCAAAACCGGGGUCGAAAAAGCAGCAGAGAAAGCAGCUUGUGAAAAGGGACCGAAAACUCCCGGCGCUGAAGAGGAAGAGGCCGAAGGACACGUAUGA
Messenger RNA from Mesitornis unicolor (brown roatelo), 1384 nucleotides. It is a transcript of the gene FKBP5, whose product is annotated as FK506 binding protein 5. The record is from RefSeq and is a predicted model, not a curated record. Lineage: Eukaryota; Metazoa; Chordata; Aves; Mesitornithiformes; Mesitornithidae. Bases 11 to 1384 code for a protein of 457 amino acids. The transcript has 10 exons. Gene Ontology annotation, molecular function: peptidyl-prolyl cis-trans isomerase activity; protein binding.